This is a messenger RNA of Archocentrus centrarchus (flier cichlid), 2462 nucleotides long. RefSeq names its product zinc finger protein 260-like. The record is from RefSeq and is a predicted model, not a curated record. The coding region runs from base 72 to 1727 and encodes 551 amino acids. The transcript is spliced from 3 exons. NCBI's taxonomy places the organism in Eukaryota, Metazoa, Chordata, Actinopteri, Cichliformes, Cichlidae.
UCGGCAGAAAAAGGCGGAAAUGCUUUUAGCUUUGCUCGUGUGCGCUGAAUCUCUGAGCUGUUGGAGUAACAAUGCCUUCAGUUCAGUAUCUGAGAGAGUUUAUCAACGAGCGACUAACUGCUGCUGCUGAAGAAAUAUUCACAGAGUUUGAAAAAACGAUCGUCCAGUACGAGGAAGAGAUCGACCGUCAGCGCAGACUGCUGGAUAUCACCUGGAAACCCGAAAUAAAGCUGCGCAGGACAGAACUCCCACAGGAAAGUGUCAGUGAGGGGGAGCAGGUUCUCUCGGAGCAGCAGCUCUGUAACCAGGAGAGGAACUCCAGUCUGGACCAGGAGAAAACAGAACCUUCACAGAAAAAAAAGGAACAGGGAGAACUCUGCAGCAGUCAGGAGGGAGAGCAACUUGAGCUGGAGGAGGAGGCUGAUACCUUGAUUGUGACUAAUGCUGAUGAAAGUGACUACAGUGAACCAGAUCUAGACAGAGACCAGCCUCUCUCUUGUAGUUCUGACUCCAGAGAAACAGAAGUUUUUAAUAAUCCUGUCCAGAAACAGAAAGAGCUCAACCAUCAGCCCAAGGUGCUGGAUAUCACUUUGAUGCCUGAGACAAACCUGCAGAGAACAGACCUCCCACAACAACAUGUCUGCAACGAAAAGGAGGGUCUCACUGAGCAGCAGCUUUGUAACCAGGAGAGGAGUUUGAGUCUGGAGCAGGAGAAACCAGAACCGCCACAGAUUACAGAGAUGCAGGAGGAACUCCACAGCAGUCGAGAGGGCGCGCAGUCUGCACUGACAGAGGAGGCGGAUGCUUCUAUAAUGACUCCUACUCACAACAAAAGCGACCACAGUGAACCAGAACCAGAAAGUGAACAGCUCCUCUCUCACACCUCUGCUGUAACUGAGACUCCAGAUCAGGAAGGAAGCAAGAAUGUAUAUUCGGGAUCAACUAGAAAUUCAAAGUCAACACCUAAGGAGAGUCUUCACAGCAACAAUGCAGAAGAAUCUUCUACAUCAGAGAGUCAGUGUAGCACUGACACAGGUGAAAAGUCCUUACAAUGCAAUGUUUGUGGAAAGUCCUUUAAGAAAAAGUCCCAAAUAAAAGAUCAUUACAGAAUCCACACAGGUGAGAAGCCACACUCUUGUGAAACAUGUGAAAAACGUUUUGCUCAAAGGAGCUCUUUGUUGCGCCACAUGACUAUCCACACAGGAGAGAAGUUGUAUUCUUGCCACAUAUGUGGAAAAACCUUUAGGCAACGUGGUAAUUUGGGGAUACACCUGAGAAUCCACACCGGUGAGAGGCCAUAUUCCUGCAUAACAUGUGGAAAAACUUUCAGUCAAAGUAGUCAUUUGUUGAGCCACAUACGAAGCCACAGAGGAGAGAAGCCGUAUCUUUGUGAGACGUGUGGGGAAAGUUUUUCUGAAUCGUCAUCACUUAAACUGCACAAAGCAAUCCACACAGGAGAGAGACCUCAUUCUUGCCAAGUUUGUGGGAAAACUUUCAUUAAACACAGUAAUUUGCUGCGUCACAUGAGAACACACACAGGAGAGAAGCCUUACGUUUGUGAGACCUGCGGGGAAAGAUUCACUCUGUCAACGUCACUUAAAAUCCACAAAACAAUCCACACAGGAGAGAAGCCAUAUCACUGUAAAACAUGCGGGAAGAUGUUCCGCCAAAGGCAUCAUUUGUUGUUCCACACGAGAAUCCACAAACUUCAGAAGUCAUCGUGCUGAAAGUUUUGUAGAGAAAGCCAUGUCUGUGAAGCCAAGAUCUAAAAACAUCUAAGAGUUCAUACAGGUUCAGUGUAGAGCUUCCAGAUUCAAACAGCUUCAGACUGUUACCCCUUUAAAGGCCAGUAUUUUUUACAUAGUGCCUCCAUUUCAAGGAGGAAGGGAACACAGUGGUGUGGUGGUUAGCAGUCACAGCAAGAAGGUAAGAAGGUCCUGGGUUCAAAUCCACCAUCUGGCCAUGACCUUUCUGUGUGGACUUCUCAUGUUUGCCCCAUGUCUGUGUGGGUUCUCUCGGGGUACUCCAACUUCCCACUUCUAGUUAGGUUAACUGGUGAUUCUGAAUUACCUAUAGGUGUGAGUGUGAGUGCAAAUGACUUCCUCACUCUGGGACUGAAGGAAGGGCUCAGCCAGUCUUGGGAGGAAACUCAUUUCCACCACUUGUAUCUGUGAUCUCGUUCUUUUGGUCAUAAGAAAUGAGUUUCUAUAUUCUGGUUCCUGGUUUGGGGAGAUUUCUUGAGACUCUUUUCUAAAUGUUCUAAUAACACUAUAAUCGUCCUCUGAAGGUCCAGCAUGUUUUAUACAACAGCUUCUGUGACAUCUUAUUACAACACUGUAAAUGUAUGAAGAUCCAUGUAAAUAUUUUUUAAAAAGUGGAGAAGCAGCUCGUCAGCUGGUCUCAUUCAGGAAGCAGUGUUUUUGAGUUUGCUUUUUUGUUUGUUUUACUGUUUGGGUUAUAAA